Cyanistes caeruleus (blue tit) is the source of this 671-nucleotide messenger RNA. The record is from RefSeq and is a predicted model, not a curated record. NCBI's taxonomy places the organism in Eukaryota, Metazoa, Chordata, Aves, Passeriformes, Paridae.
AUGCAAGUGGGGACUCUCACCGUGCUCAGGUUGUUAGAACCAAGGAAGAAAAUCCUGCAGCAGCACGUUGAAAAACAAACCUUUCUCCAAAGUAUUCAGCAUUUAAUAAUUCCAAGCUGUGAACUCUGAAUCACAACAUUUGUGUCUUAUAUGGGGUUCAAAACCUGCUUUUACAGCUUCAUUUGGAUAUCUGUUCACAGUUUUAUAAAAGUAAGAUUGAGGGCAGUCAUUUGGUACCUUAUCUCUGGCUCAGCUCAAAAGUAAAUAUUGAAUCAAGUGUAAAGAUUAACACUUUCACUUAUGUAACUGGAGAUCAGUGUAGAAUAACGAUAAAAUGUAUGUUCUGCAGGUUCAAGAGAAUUCCCCAGCCCAACAAGGAGGACUGGAACCUUUCUUUGAUUUCAUCAUUGCCAUAGGACACACGAGGCUUAACAAGGAAAACAAUAUGCUGAAAGACCUGCUGAAGGCAAAUGCUGAGAAAGCAGUGAAGCUGGAGGUGUAUAACAUCAAAACAAUGAAAAUCCGAGAGGUGGAGGUGAUCCCCAGUAACAUGUGGGGAGGACAAGGCCUCCUUGGAGCCAGCGUGAGGUUCUGCAGCUUCCAGGGAGCCAAUGAACACGUGUGGCACGUUCUGGUGAGGAAGAAUCCUUGGCUGGCUCAUUAUUGGUUGU